This is a messenger RNA of Mycotypha africana, 1485 nucleotides long. Its product is annotated as PCI domain-containing protein. Gene Ontology annotation, cellular component: proteasome regulatory particle, lid subcomplex. The record is from RefSeq and is a predicted model, not a curated record. The coding region runs from base 105 to 1382 and encodes 425 amino acids. Gene Ontology annotation, molecular function: protein binding; structural molecule activity. Gene Ontology annotation, biological process: ubiquitin-dependent protein catabolic process. The transcript has 4 exons. Lineage: Eukaryota; Fungi; Mucoromycota; Mucoromycetes; Mucorales; Mycotyphaceae.
AAAGUCUGAGUUAUCGAAUCUUUCUAAAAGCAACGUGAAAUUGCGAGCCUUUAACACGACUCUGUUUUUUUUUUCCAUUUUAACAAUUCUUACGUUUUGAAAUAAUGGUCACUGCUACAACUAAAUCCGCACCAACUGCUAGAUUAGAACAGAUCGAUGCGUUAAAAGAGAGCAAAAAGUUGGAAGAAGCUGUCAAUUCUUAUAAAGCCAUUUUGAACGAAAACUCUACAUCAGACGAAGUAUCAAGAGAAAAGGAAUAUGCACUUGGUCAGUUAGGUCAGGUCUACAGAGACCUUCGAUUACCUCAAGAACUUGCACAACUUAUUCGCUCAUCACGUCCUUUCAUGCUAUCCAUUGCCAAAGCAAAGACUGCCAAAUUGACUCGUACACUUAUUGACUACUUUAGCGAUAUUCCCAACUGUUUACCACUUCAAAUCGAAGUUUGCAAGGAGAAUAUUGAGUGGUGUAUUGAAGAGAAGCGUAUGUUUUUGAAACAAGCACUUGAGACUCGUUUAGUAGCUCUCUAUUUGGAAAAUAAGAUGUAUCACGAAUCAUUGAAUUUGAUCGCUCAGUUGUUGAAGGAAUUGAAACGUUUGGAUGAUAAGAUGGUACUUGUCGAAGUUCAGCUACUCGAAAGUCGUGUCUGUCACGCGUUGAGAAACAUCCCAAAAGCCAGAGCUGCGCUCACCUCUGCACGUACUUCAGCCAAUUCAAUUUAUUGUCCACCAUUAUUACAAGCUGCUUUGGACAUGCAAUCUGGCGUUCUCCACGCUGAAGAAAAGGAUUAUAAGACAGCUUACUCCUACUUUUUUGAAACAUUUGAAGGUUACUCUAGUCAGGAAGAUCCUAAGGCUAUUUUAGCUUUGAAAUAUAUGCUAUUGUGUAAGAUUAUGCUAAAUUUGACAGAAGAUGUUCACUCUAUCAUUGGAGGAAAGGUAGCAUUGAGAUAUGCUGGCCCGGAAAUUGAAGCAAUGAAGGCAGUUGCCAAUGCACACAAAAAUAGAAACCUUCAAGAGUUUGAAACAGCUUUAGCAACUUACACAAAUGAAUUGAACAACGAUCCCAUCAUUCGUACACAACUUGCAGCCUUAUAUGAUACACUUUUAGAGCAAAAUUUGGUUCGUAUUAUUGAACCAUUCUCUCGCGUCGAAAUCAGCCAUAUUGCCGAAAUGGUAAAACUACCUACACAACAAGUCGAAGCAAAGUUAUCACAAAUGAUUUUGGAUAAAAAAUUCCAUGGUAUUCUUGAUCAAGGCGCUGGUUGCUUAAUUGUGUUUGAGGAACCUGAAGAAGAUAAAACCUAUGAAACAGCUCUUGAAACUCUGAAGCAAGUUGAUAAAGUUGUAUCCAGUUUAUAUCAAAAAGCUGCUGAACUAUCAUAAAAUAGGGGAUAAGCAUAGUAGAGUCUUAAGGAUAAUAUAUCAGUGAGAAAUAAAUAAGCAAAACAGCAUAAAAUUCAAAAUCUGUCUCCGUAUCUGUUGUGCU